This is a messenger RNA of Limanda limanda (common dab), 928 nucleotides long. RefSeq names its product microfibril associated protein 5 (gene mfap5). The coding region runs from base 97 to 483 and encodes 128 amino acids. The transcript is spliced from 7 exons. The record is from RefSeq and is a predicted model, not a curated record. Gene Ontology annotation, cellular component: microfibril. Gene Ontology annotation, biological process: embryonic eye morphogenesis. Lineage: Eukaryota; Metazoa; Chordata; Actinopteri; Pleuronectiformes; Pleuronectidae.
GAAAGAGGAGAAGACAAAAGAUUCAUAAAACUAAUCGAGUUGUGGACGACACCACAAGUUCUCGUAAAAAAAGCGCACCUCUUACAAGUUGAAGGAAUGGGCAGCCAUCCAGUGGUCCUGCUCCUCUGCAGUUUCCACGUGCUCACAGCUGUAGCCCGAGCCCAGCAGUCUGAGACCACUGAGGCCCCCAGAGGCGUCCUGCCAGCCAAUUGCAGGGAGGAGAUGUAUCCAUGCACCAGGAUGUACUCGGUUCACAAGCCCGUCAAGAGAUGCAUUGGUGGUCUUUGUUUGUACAGCCUCCCUCGUGUCUACGUCAUCAACAAAGAGAUCUGCAUGAGGACCGUGUGCCAGCAGGACGAGUAUCUGAAAGCUGAACUUUGCCGAGAGUUGUCCGGAUGGCCCCGACGUGUGGAGAGGUCAUCUCAUAGGAAACGCUGUCGCAAUCGCCGUAGCAACCCCAAAACCUGGGCAAACAAGGCUUGAUGGACCAGGGGGAUGACGAGGUGACCACCGGUGGGGAUGGCGCCCCUCGGAGAGACCCAAACCAGGGGCGUUGUUAUAAAAACAGCCCAUAACACCAUAAAUUCACUGCUCAACACCAGUGGGGUCGCUCUCUCUCUCGCUCUCUCUCUCUCACACACAUGCACAAACACACACACACAUGUGCUGAGUCACAUCUAUGUUUAUGUAUUAGUCUUUUAAUUGUGUGUGAAUAUUGAAGGAUUGCUCGUUUCAUCUGUGUAUUGUUGGACACAGAUCAUGUCUUUCAUGGUUUACGACCCAUUUAAGGUACUGUAGUUAUGGGCCUAUAGCAGCGCUGAGUCAUGGUACAGAGACAGACCCACUGUGUCGAGGAAUGUAGGGCACUCGUUGACAAUCAAGUAUUAUGUGCACUAUUGUAUCCAAUAAAAUAUAACUACUACUGUAA